AGAGGAGGAAGAGGGCCCGGGGAGCGGAGCGGGAGCUGGCGGCGCCAUUUUGUUUUUUUUGAAAGUUGGGCCGUUAGCGGCGGUUAGGAUUUGAACCUUUUCCCUCUUCCCCCCCCACGGGCCGGGCGGCAGAGGCCGGCACUCGGAGGCGAGGAUGAGCGGCCUGGACGUCAAGCGGUUGAAGGUGGCCGAGCUCCGGCAGGAGCUGCAGGAGCGCGGGCUCGACACCCGAGGCCUGAAGGCCGAGCUGGCGCAGCGGCUGCAGGAGGCCCUGGACGCCAAGAUGCUGAACGACGAGGCGGGCGGCGACGAGCCCAGGCCCAGCAAGACCUACGGGCCGACCCCGACCGACGGCGACGAGGAAGCGGGCGACGACGACAAGCUGCUGCUGGAGGAGGACGAGGACGAGGAGGAGGAAGAGGAGGAGGAGGACGAGGAGGAGGAGGAGGAGGAGGAGGACGGGCCCGAGCCGGCGGCGGCCCCACAGCCCGGCAGUGAGCCGCGGCCUAGCGAGGAGGAGGAGGAGGAAGAGGGGGCAAGGGUCGGCGAGGAGGAGCAGGAGCAGCAGCCCGAGGCCCCGCGGCAGGAGGUAACGGAGGCCGAGGCGCACCAGCCGCUGAAGGCCGGCCCGGAAGAGGAGGCCAUGGAGCAGGAGGCCGCGCCGGAGCAGCAGCAGCCCGAGGCCGAGCAGCAGAACGGAGACAAGCCGCAUGCUGCGGCUCAAGCCGGCAAACAGAACAGCGAAGCUGGAGAGGGUGCGAGUGAGCAGCGCGCCUCGGGCAGCGAGGGACGGCCACCCGAGUCUGAGCGCCGGGGACAGAAGCGGCGCCACGAAGACCGUGGUCGUGGCUACUAUGAGUUCCGGGAGGAGACAAACUACAACCGGGGCAAGUCCCCCGUGCCUGCGGCAAAUGAGGAGGCUGAAGAAGAAUUCGAUGACAGUUUAGUUUGUCUCGACACCUAUAACUCCGAUCUUCACUUCCAAGUGUCGAAGGACCGCUACGGUGGGCAGCCUCUCUUCCCUGAGAAGUUUGUCUACCUCUGGGGCGGUGCACGGGCGACCUAUGGCGUGUCGAAGGGCAAAGUCUGCUUUGAGGUGAAGAUGACCCAAAAGUUUCCUGUGAAGCAGGUGACUGAGAAUGAAAGUGAACGACACCUUGUGCGUGUGGGCUGGUCGCUGGAUAGCUCCUCACUACAGCUGGGGGAUGGAGAGUUUUCCUUUGGCUACGAUGGAGCUGGGAGGAAGUGGAGAAACUCCGUGUUUGAGAAGUACGGAGAAAAGUUUGAUGAAAAUGAUGUCGUCGGUUGUUUUGCUAACUUUGACGGCGAGGAUGUGGAGCUCUCUUUUUCGUUGAACGGUGCAUGUCUUGGGGUUGCCUUCACAGUCAGCAAGGAGUCUUUGGGUGACAAGGCGUUGUUCCCACACGUCCUGACUAAAAACUGCGCGUUGGAGUGUAACUUCGGUCAGAAGGAGGAACCGUUCUUCCCUGUCCCAGAGGAUUACACUAUCAUCCAGAACGUUGCCCUGGAGGACAGAGUUCGUGGAGCAGUUGGGCCCAAGACCAGGGAUGCGUGUGAGGUUCUACUGAUGGUUGGCAUGCCAGGGGUUGGUAAGACCACCUGGGUGAAGAAGCAUGUGGCUGAGAACCCAGACAAAAGAUACAACAUACUGGGAACCCUCAACAUGCUGGAUAGAAUGAGGGUCAAGGGGCAGGAUGGUCCCGAAAUGAGCGUGGCACUUCGGAACACUCUCAUCCAGCAGGCGACCCAGUCAUUGAACAAGCUGAUCCAGGUCGCUGCUUGCAAGAAGCGCAACUACAUCCUCGAUCAGAGCAACGUGUACAGCUCGGCCCAGCGGCGGAAGAUGAUCCCGUUCAAAGGCUUCUCCCGCCAGGCGGUGGUGAUCUGCCCGAGCGACGAGGACUGGAAGGUCAGAAUGAAAUUGCGGCUGACGGAGGAGACUGAGGACUUGCCGGACUUCGUGCUGCAUGAGAUGAAAGUGAACUUUACAUUUCCGGAGACAAGUGACUUCCUGGACAAGGUUACUUAUGUGGAGCUCGAGAAGGAGCAAGCCAGCAAGCUGAUGAGCAAAUACAAGGAGGAGGCGAAGAAAGCCCGGCCACAGCAGGAGAAGCGGCAAGAUCGGCGUAAUUACCGUAACCGCAAUGACCGCGACAGGAACUACGGUGGCAACCGCAUGGCCAGAUGGGACAACAGGAACUACGAUCGGUCGCCAUAUGGUCAAGGCUGGGGUCAAGCCUAUGGCAACAACCCGGCAUACAGGGAGGAUUACCACAAAGCCUACGACCGCUACAGGCAGCAGUAUGACCGGGGUUACACGCAGGCCUACGACUACCCCAGAUAUCGGGACUAUUAUCGCGAAUACACUCGUGAGUGGAACCGCUACUACGACGAUCGAAGCCGCUACUACGAUGAUCGAAACCGCUACUACAACAACUACAACAACUACUAUGGCUACCGAUGAAAGUGUGACUGUACGCGUGCGUCCCUAGCCCGUCUCCGACAUAGUUUCAUUCCAGUGGAGCGCCAGGUGGCUGUGGGGCUUUUACUCAUCCUUUUUGGCUAGUGUUAGAUGUUCUGUUUUUAAUUUUAUUUUUUACUCCUUUUAACAAAGUGAGUGCCUGGCUUUACGGGGCAUUUCAGCUUCUUCUUCAGCAGACAAACCGCAGUAUCUAAUCUGGAAUGUAUAAAACAGGCUGGCCCACUUCCCCUGAUUGUGCACAUGCCUACGUUAUUACUCUCUCUCUCUCACACACACACCACACCCACACAGUCUCCCCCUCAUACAUAUAAAUCCUUCAUUGACUCUCCCUUUGUCCUGCUCUGUGGGUGAAUUAUCCCCCCCCCCCCCCCCACCACCCCUUUCCCUGGGAGUGACGUUCCACAGCACUGGCAGAUUCCUGAUUUCUGGGACGGGAUGAUGGAGGUUCAGUGGGUGGGGGGGUGGUCUUUCCUGUGCUCACUUCUGUGAUUAUCAUUGGCUUUGGAUCCUUGGGUGGGAAGCGGCCCCCAUCCUGUGCCAGCGGGCCCCGUGGUACGGAGCCAGGCGGACAGCUACCGCCGAGUCAACCUGGCUUCCGGUGAAGAGGGCAUGCCGCGGCUGGGAAGCCGCACAGGCCUGCCUGACCUUCCUGUGCCGUCACUCACCCCAAAGGUUUUCAGGUUGGCAGCCCGAGGCCUCCACCUCACUGGGACGGUCCGGCAGCUCUGCUGGGAAUCCUGAAGCCAGGGAGCCGUUUUUCUCCUUUUGGUUUGCAGCGUGCCCUGAGGCAGGCUGUGGAAAUCUGCUGGCCUCUCUUCACCACCACCCCAUCCACAUACCCCCCCACCCCAUUCCAAAACCACAUCGAGCUUCCAGAAACAGCAGAACCACCCCCCCCCCCAACCCCAAAUUCCCAGUGGGGUCUACUCAACCAGCACUUACACAGACCGUCUCUAACUCUGAGUCUGGUCUCACCAACCUGCUCAGGUUUAGCUGAACCUGACGCUGGCACCUCCCCCUAAAGCCGGCACCCCCUGCAGCUCACGGCUCGGAAAAUCCAGAGCUUCCCGUGUGAGCCCGUCACAAGAUGGCAACAUCUGUACCCCUUCACUGGCGGAGCAGAUCGGGGGAGGGGGGGGUGGUUAGCGCACUGACUGCUUUGUUGUUGGGACUUAGUACUUGAGCUCAAGUUUGGUGGCAAGUGGAGAGGGGUCUUAAAAAUGGCCGGUCGUGAGAACGCACUGUCAGUUUGCAUGUCUCCGCUCGCUAAUAGAUGUGGCUGUAGAGGCGCCGAGGUUUUUUCUUGAGUAGCCAGUACUCAAGUAGUCAAGAUCAGGGUGGAAGGGAUUCAGAUUUGCCCCCUGCCAGUUUGGGAUGGGUUUGUUUCCGGUUGGUAAUCAUAGGACUUGGACAGGGAGAUGGGGGGUGGUGCGGUUUCGUAGGCAGGAGGAGAUCCUCUCUUAGUUUUAGUCUGGUUCUUCUGUUCUUUGUCGCAGUAACUGUUAGGCUGCUUGCCUCCCGAGCGAGCCGGGGGGGUCUCGACAGGCCCCGGGGCGCAGCGGGGGGUCAAGCACCACAGUGCACUCGCUUUGGCUAUUCACAGCGCUUUGAACUUUGUACAGUCUCCUGCCAUGGCCUUCCAGCAAGCUUUUUUUUUUGAUUCGUCUGCGUGUGUUUCUUAAUUUUUACAGAAAAUUUUGCUUUACAAAACUCGAGUGAUGUUUUCCAAUCAUCAGCGUGCAGGUUAUUAAUUGUAUGAUGCAGCCUUUUUAAUGUCCAGUUUAGGGGAGUUUAGGGAGGGAGGGGUAGAAGGGGUGGGGCAUGGUGGGAGGGUAGAGAUGGGGCUGUUUUUGGUUAAAUAAGUUCACCAUUCCUUCUGAUUUCCUUUCCUUCCAAUCACCGCGCCGUGUGGUGGUGCUGGAGGGAGGGUUCUAUGGCUGGGUUGUGGCAUAAAACCAACCUUGCUUCCGACAGCUAUGGUCUUCUGAUCUGCGACCGCACUAACCGGCCUCCUUGGUGUGCUAACCAGGAAUGCUUCCCAUCGAUAGCAGUCCCGUAGGGGAGGAGAGCACAGUAGGCAAGUAAAACAAGACUGAUAGAGGCAAAGCACUACUUUCUGGGCUCCCUCCUCAGUCAGUACCCACGUGAAGUGUCCUUUCUAAUCAUAGGACUUGGCAGAACCUUUUAGCCUUUCAAAGGAUAUUUGGAAGUGGGCGAAUGGAAGCAGAGAGAGUCAAAGUGUUUAGCGCAAUGGUUUGGCUCCUUAUCCUGUGGUUAUAGUCUUUUAAAAAUUCUCAAAUUCUGCACAGGUUGUAUACAGAUACUGUACAUAUCUUUUCUAGAGUUAUUGGGAGUCACACGGAAGACACGGCGAGAGAGAGAACGCUGUGACCUGGCAGCAGCCGCCGUCUCCCGCGUGCGUGUGAGAGAGAGAGAGAGCUGCAAGGAACGCAGGGCUAGAUCCCGUAGCAGAAACCUGGCCCCUCGAACAUCACAAAAUUUGUGCUUUCUUGGGCAAUUUCCAAAAGGCUGCUCGGGCGUGUGGAUUGUACCAGUGCAGUUCCCUGUUCUUAGCUGCUUUGUGUGCCCUUAUUGUUCACCGCCGGGUGUCGCGUGUGUGGUCCCCGAAAGCACAGGUUGUCCCAUCCCACAGUCUCCUGCGGCCUUCAUGUCCCUACGCCUUUCCGCUCCCCCUCCCCCCUCCUGUGGAAGUGACCAGUCCUCCUCCGGCGUGACUGUAAUGGGUGUCUUCCUUAUCGGUGGGAGGGAGUUGUUCCCCCCCAUGCACCCCAACUUUCCCUGUGCCUCCUCCCCCAGCCAUCUCUCCCCACUGCCCAAACAGAAGUUGGUGCACUCAGUCUGUAAUAAACCUCCAACUAACUCUGCCUACUGUUGAAGCACUUGCUAGAUUUGACACGGCAAUUUGCUCCUGGAUCUGUGUUUGUUUCUUCUUUCCCCACCUCCUGAACAAAGGUCCUCUAUGUCCGUCCCCCCUGCACCGUCAUUCCAAGACACCAAACCCACUGAGCUGCUCUCUGUGAUUGAGUCAGUGUUUAGCACAAAAUGAAGUGUACAUUUACGUUCAAACUGUCUGUUGUCAGGUGUCAUUCGUUCAGUUUUGUGUGGGACACAAUUUAUUUUUAAAAGAAAAGCCUAUCUUUGUGUAAUGUGUAGGAAAUGCUCACAGCAACAGAGAAUGUCUCCGUGAAUUGUGUUUUCAAAAAUUGGAAAGGUAGUGCUACCACUUAAUUGACCCCAGGAUCUGCUUUGGAGCAUUUGUGAUACGUCACUGAUUGAGCCAAGGGUCGCUGGGAUAUUUGGCCUUUGAAAGACACCUUGUCACAAGAGGGACAGGAUUACCCCCAGCUGGAAUAUAACACCAGGAUAAUGAGCUGAACGCAAUCUAAGACAGUCGCCCAGGCUCCCAUCUACCUGAGCAGUACCACUGGGCUGCGGCCAAUUCCACACACACACACAGAGAAAGGCAUUUAAAAGCCAAAUCUGACCACCGUCCUAAAACUGAGUCCUAUAAUUACAACUGACACUUCACCAUAGCUCUUCCAUCGGGUGUGAACAGACUAUGUCACCGACCCGGCUUUACAGAGUGAGACCCUGAAGACCACACUCCCACCUUGACCCCAGUUCAGUCUUCUCAAUUUCUAAUGCUGACUUGCAUCUGUUUUUAACUCUGGGUGGGACGGAGCGAGGGUGGGUGGGGGGGAGGGGAGGGAGAGCCUAUUGGCGAUGCAGGCAAACGGGACUGUCUGGUAUAAUAAAUGUGUGUACAAUGGAGUUUGUGUCUGUAAUUGGGCACAGCGCUGCCUAGCGGUAGUGAAAUGUUAAGGUAGUAUAAAACUGAGAGAUUUUAAAUGAAAAAACUCAGUAAAUAAAAGGAUUUGCUGUA
Hypanus sabinus (Atlantic stingray) is the source of this 6407-nucleotide messenger RNA. Its product is annotated as heterogeneous nuclear ribonucleoprotein U-like protein 2. Lineage: Eukaryota; Metazoa; Chordata; Chondrichthyes; Myliobatiformes; Dasyatidae. The record is from RefSeq and is a predicted model, not a curated record. Gene Ontology annotation, cellular component: membrane. Gene Ontology annotation, molecular function: protein binding. The coding region runs from base 155 to 2485 and encodes 776 amino acids. The transcript is spliced from 14 exons.